AUGUCUCUGAUGGAAGCUGCCCGGGGCCUCGCUAAGCGCGCUGGCCAUGGAGAAGAAGAUCCCACUGCUGGCCGCGAGAACGUUGACGUACAGCACUACCUUGGAUACAUCUGGUGGAUCAUUGUUGUCGUCUUCUUCCUCUACCAAGUCAUUCUCUACUUUGUGCGCUACAUCCGAACCGUCACAUGCCUGAACAACGACACUCAGCGCUACUUUGCCAUUCCCAACCGCACUUAUGCCGCAUUCAAGAAGCACUGUCUCGAUGCUCCUCUCUUCCGCACCCGUCACCACCGCGAGUUCAAGCUCUCGUCUGCCAUCGGCGUGGGAACACUGCCCAGCCGCCUGCAGACCUUUUUCCUCGUCGGCUACUUUGCUGUCAACAUUGGCUUCUGCGUGUGGAGAAUUGACUACAGCAGCUUCGCCUCGGGUGCCGGUGAGCUCCUUAGCCGCUCUGGUAUCAUGGCCGUCAUCAACAUGAUCCCAUUGUUCCUACUUGCUGGUCGCAACAACCCCAUCAUCAAGCUCACUGGCAUCUCUUUCGAUACCAUGAACUUGGUCCACCGCUGGUUUGGGCGAAUCGUUGUCCUCGAGGCAAUUGCCCACACUGUCUGCUGGAUGGCCAACAAGGUUCACAGCAAGGGCUGGGUCGCUGUUCAAGCUUCAAUCACCAAGAGUGAAUUCAUCAUGAGCGGUUUUAUUGGAACUGUCGCAUUUGUGUUCCUUUUGAUCCAGUCGCCCUCGCCCAUCCGCCACUCCUUCUAUGAGGUUUUCCUGCACGGCCACAUUGUCGGUGCUGCGCUCGCGCUCGGCGCCGUAUGGGUCCACCUUAAGGACCGCGAGCAGCAGCGCAUGCUUUACGCAGUCGCUGCUCUCUGGGCUAUGGAGCGUACCUGGCGAUUUGUCCGUAUUAUCAUGCGCAACGUUGGAAACGGCGGCACUGGCUGCGAUGUUGAAGUCCUUCCAGGAGAUGCCCUCCGUGUCACUGUCCGCAUGGCACGCCCCUGGAACUUCCGCCCUGGCCAGCAUGCUUACCUGUACAUCCCUUCUGUCGGUCUUUGGACCAACCACCCCUUCUCCAUCGCGUGGAGCGAGGAGGAGGAGGACCUCAGCAUUGCUUCUUCCUCUGGUGAUGAAAAGGGUCUCCCCAUGAACCGCCAGGAUAUCCUCGAGCACCACAAGACCAGCAUGUCUUUCAUCAUCCGCCGCCGAACAGGUUUUACCGACAAGCUGUUCAAAAAGGCCGAUCUCUCCGCUGCCGGCCGAUUCUCCUGCUCGGCAUAUGUCGAGGGUCCCUAUGGUGGUGAGGACCUUAGCUCCUAUGGCACUGUUAUGCUUUGGGCUGCUGGUAUCGGUAUCACGCACCAGGUUCCCCACGUGCGCGAUAUCGUUGCCGGUUAUGCAAACGGCACUGUUGCUACUCGUCGCCUCACACUUGUAUGGAUCAUCCAGUCGCCUGAGCACUUGGAGUGGAUCCGUACAUGGAUGACACAGAUCCUUUCCAUGCCACGUCGUCGCGAGAUCCUCAAGAUUCUGCUCUUCGUCACCCGCCCCCGCAGCACCAAGGAGAUCCACUCGCCCUCUUCAAGUGUUCAGAUGUUCCCCGGUCGGCCCAACGUCCAAGCCUUGGUCGACCAGGAGAUGCAAGAGGGUAUCGGUGCUGCCUGUGUCACCACAUGCGGUACUGGUGGUCUCGCUGAUGAGCUCCGCCGCGCGGUCCGCAACCGCGAGACCCAGUGGAACGUCGACUUCCGCGAGGAGUCUUUCUCGUGGUAA
Bipolaris oryzae ATCC 44560 is the source of this 1773-nucleotide messenger RNA. RefSeq lists its product as uncharacterized. Gene Ontology annotation, cellular component: plasma membrane. Gene Ontology annotation, biological process: iron ion transport; intracellular iron ion homeostasis; copper ion import. NCBI's taxonomy places the organism in Eukaryota, Fungi, Ascomycota, Dothideomycetes, Pleosporales, Pleosporaceae. The transcript is spliced from 4 exons. The coding region runs from base 1 to 1773 and encodes 590 amino acids. Gene Ontology annotation, molecular function: ferric-chelate reductase activity. The record is from RefSeq and is a predicted model, not a curated record.